CACAACAAGAGGAAUACACUAGACUACACCCAACCAAACCAUAUCUCUUCUCUUCACACACAUUUCUCUCUUUAUAUUAUUCUCUCCUCCUACCACUCUUCUUAUCCCAUUCCUCUCUCUUUCCUUCUCAACUCACUGAGUUUUCCCACCGAGUCACCUCUAAAAAAGGUUUUUUCGCUAUGAAAGGAGCCAAAUCCAAAUCUGAGUCCAAAAACAGCAGGCUUGGAGUGAAGAAAAGAGAAGCACCAGCUGUGAAGAAAGCGCCCGCGAAGAAAACCAAAGAAGCCAAGGAUCCCAACAAACCUAAAAGGCCCGCUAGUGCCUUUUUUGUGUUCAUGGAAGAUUUCAGGAAACAGUAUAAGGAAAAACAUCCCAACAACAAAUCUGUGUCGGUUGUUGGUAAGGCUGGGGGUGACAAAUGGAAAUCAUUAUCCGAAGCUGAGAAAGCUCCAUAUGUAGCUAAGGCGGAGAAGAGGAAGUCUGAAUACGAGAAAACUCUCCAGGCCUACAACAAGAAAUUGGCCGAAGGAAAGGAUGCUGAAGAAGAAGAAGAGGAGUCUGACAAGUCAAAGUCAGAAGUUCACGACGAUGAAGAUGACAGUGCAGAGGAUGAGGCGGAGGACGAUGAUGAUGAUGACGAUGAGUGAAAAGAACAACUGAUGAGAUGUGUAAGAAGGGAGUUGGGAAGGAGGGGGUAAAGUUGUGUUUAGGAAGUUUGAAAACAACUAUGUAAAACAAGAAUUUGGGGGCUAAAACAAUUGCCCUUUUUAGUUAACCUUCUUAAUAAGAGAAGGUUAUAUAUUAGAAAAAUCCAAAAUAGUUUCAACCUGGGAAAGGCUUGAAGCUUUGUAUCCUAUCUGUACUUUUGAUCCUUAAUUCUAGCUCAAGCAUAAUUUUAGCUUUA
Messenger RNA from Erigeron canadensis, 904 nucleotides. RefSeq names its product high mobility group B protein 3-like. The transcript is spliced from 7 exons. The coding region runs from base 180 to 647 and encodes 155 amino acids. The record is from RefSeq and is a predicted model, not a curated record. NCBI's taxonomy places the organism in Eukaryota, Viridiplantae, Streptophyta, Magnoliopsida, Asterales, Asteraceae.